GCACCGGAAAUGGCAUUUAUUCAUGCUCUUGCGUCCGCAACUGUGACUAGUUUUAUAGCACGUGCUUGUAGGGAUGGCCAAUUAGCUUCCUGUGGUUGUUCUCGCGGCACUCGGCCGAAUCAGCUUCAUGACGAUUGGUCCUGGGGCGGAUGUGGCGACAAUCUGGAAUAUGCCUAUAAGAAAAAAUUAAUCGAGAAAUUAUCAAUUCAAAAUUUUUUUACGGAGACAAUAUCAUGCAGCGUCGUAAAGGAAAGCGAAAAAAUCAACGUGCUUUAAUAGAUGAACCAUCAUUACCACUAAACAGUAAUGUUAAAGAAAAUGAUGGGGCUGGAAUCCAUUUGCGUAGCACUGCCAAGGCAAGAAGUUUAAUGAACUUGCAUAAUAAUGAAGCAGGACGUCGAGCGGUGAUUAAAAAAACUCGUAUAACCUGUAAGUGUCACGGAGUCUCUGGAUCAUGCAGCCUAAUAACUUGCUGGCAACAAUUGGCUUCGAUAAGAGAGAUAGGCGAUUAUCUGCAUGGGAAAUAUGAACAAGCAACGAAAGUUAAAAUUAACAAACGUGGGCGGCUUCAGGUAAUAGAUUCGCAAUUUACCGUGCCCACAGCCCAUGACCUUAUUUAUUUGGAUGAAAGUCCGGACUGGUGUCGAACUAGUCACCCGUUACAAUGGCCAGGUACUCAUGGACGUGUUUGCCGUAAAAACUCAUCUGGACUAGAAAGCUGUGCCAUACUAUGCUGUGGCCGGGGCUAUAAUACAAAGAAUAUUAUAGUUAACGAUCGCUGCAAUUGCAAGUUCCACUGGUGUUGCCAGGUUAAAUGUCAAGUUUGUACAAAAGUACUCGAAGUGCACACAUGUAAAUAAAAAUUAUGAAGGCAUUAAUA
Messenger RNA from Drosophila serrata, 880 nucleotides. It is a transcript of the gene Wnt5, whose product is annotated as Wnt oncogene analog 5. Gene Ontology annotation, cellular component: extracellular region. Lineage: Eukaryota; Metazoa; Arthropoda; Insecta; Diptera; Drosophilidae. Gene Ontology annotation, molecular function: frizzled binding; cytokine activity. The record is from RefSeq and is a predicted model, not a curated record. Gene Ontology annotation, biological process: multicellular organism development; neuron differentiation; canonical Wnt signaling pathway.